AUGCUCUGCGCGUGGCAAGAAGCCAUUGGUGUGCGCGAAGUCCAAACGCCCUCUAUAGUCUAUCCGCUUUCGAAUCCUAAUGUGAAAAACUUUGGGGGAAUGGCCCAUAAUCCUAGCGUGGAUUUGACCGGUCCACUAGAUAACCUCGUAACUGAGCUCAAUGAUUUAUUUGGACCAGGACCACGCUUUGCCUCGAGCCCUCGAUAUCUACCAUUUAUUCAAGAGUUACCUGCCCACAUCCCGACCGAGAAGAUUCAAUUUCUGCAAGCAAAAGGGGCCUUCGAGGUUCCAGAUCAAGCAUUUGCUACAGAGCUUAUUCGGUCUUUUAUCGACAACGUCUAUCCAUUUCUUCCUGUCAUUGAUCUAGAGGCCUUUUUGACAGCCUUUUGUUAUAACGGCACCUUCGGGAAAACAAGCUUGCUCUUAUUUCACGCGGUUAUGUUUUCUUCUGCGGCGUUUGUGGAUUAUGAGCACCUCCGCAGAGCGGGUUAUCGGUCGCGCAAAGAAAUACGAGAGGAUUUAUUCCUCAAGACAAGAGCCCUAUAUGACUUUGACUAUGAGAAUGAUCGCUUUGUUCUUAUCCAGGCUUUGCUUUUGAUGAGCUACUGGCAUGAAACCCCAGAUAGCCCAAAAAACUGCCAGUAUUGGCUCCACAUAUGCUGUUCUUUCUCGAGCUCAAUCGGUCUCCAAGAUCCAAUAAAACAGGAAAUGGAUUUCGAUCAUGGCAAGAUCAGAAACGCGUCUGGUGGCUUUCAAGAGAACAACUUUGAACUUCUUCCAUUAGUUGACUUUGAAGAUUUUGAGAUUCGCGAGUAUCCGGACAAAGUCAGAAACACAUUCAAGGGAUGUGAAUUUCUCUGGAAUGUGAGCUUCCAGGAAUAUUUGGCUUCGACAUUUAUCGAGAAAGCAAAACUUUCACUUCUCAUCUCAGAUGUCACAGCAUUACGCGACUUCCAUAAUCGAGGAUCUCUUUUCUUUGAAAACUUUCAGGGGGAUGAACCAACUUAUGAAUGGAAGGAAAAGUUCAAGAAGACACUUGAAAAACUUCACGAAUGGCGCGCGAGCACACCAAGCGACUUUGAGCCUCCAAUUCUGUCGAACGACUCUCAUAUGCAAAGCAACAUGCCUCAUGUACACGUACUAUGGGUGCGGAUAGUCUUUCUUGCUACGCUGGCCACACUUCAUCGACAAGAUGAAGAUAUCAGCCCUCCAGUCGAAAAAGGGCCAGAGCGACGCUCACGACAGAUUCUGAGCGAGAUGUCAACCACUAUGCAAGAUCUUCAUCGCUGUGGUCUUAUCAAACUCCUUCCAACCACGAUAGUGGCUUUGAUGGUCCCGGUUUUGGCAAUGCACUACGAAGACAUACGGUCGGGGUAUUGCAGUGUGCAAAUUAUCGGCUUCCAAAAUUUUUACAGGUGCUUGACCAUGCUGGGGUCUCUUGGAGACACGUAUUCGUCUGCGAAUGCGGCCCUUUACUUCUUUGAAAACGCACUGGACCAUACGUGGAGUUGCCACAGCCCUGAGAAAAUUCCAACAUUUAUUCAAGAUCUACUUACGCAAAGAGAGCUGGAGUAUCUUGCUCGAGUCUCGGAUCAUCAAGAAUGGGCAUUGGCAGCUAAUGCAUCACCGUGUUCAUCGAGUUCACCUCAAGAGCCUUUAUUUGGCGUUACUGUUGACAAGUCAGAUAAUCUUUGGUGA
Messenger RNA from Penicillium angulare, 1698 nucleotides. Its product is annotated as fungal specific transcription factor domain-containing protein. Gene Ontology annotation, biological process: DNA-templated transcription. The record is from RefSeq and is a predicted model, not a curated record. NCBI's taxonomy places the organism in Eukaryota, Fungi, Ascomycota, Eurotiomycetes, Eurotiales, Aspergillaceae. Bases 1 to 1698 code for a protein of 565 amino acids. The transcript has 4 exons. Gene Ontology annotation, molecular function: zinc ion binding; DNA binding.